Messenger RNA from Clupea harengus (Atlantic herring), 2145 nucleotides. It is a transcript of the gene slc30a8, whose product is annotated as solute carrier family 30 member 8. Gene Ontology annotation, cellular component: plasma membrane. Gene Ontology annotation, molecular function: zinc ion transmembrane transporter activity. The record is from RefSeq and is a predicted model, not a curated record. Lineage: Eukaryota; Metazoa; Chordata; Actinopteri; Clupeiformes; Clupeidae. Gene Ontology annotation, biological process: response to zinc ion; zinc ion transmembrane transport; insulin secretion.
AUUGCACUGGACAUAGUUCUGAAGAUGCUCGACUGCCAGCGUUCACAGUACUACUGAAACUUGUAGCUGACACUAUUUAUUUUAGUUUACAAUAACUUCCUGUUUUGUUUUUCCGCAAUAAUACUUCUGUGGUUUUUCACAACAGUCUUAAUUGUUUUUUUCAAAACCAUAGCAAUUGUGCGCGGAGCUCGUUUUUAAGUCAUGUUUAGAAAAAAAGAUCCGGAAAAACUCCACUUGGUCACCGAUAAUGCAACCACACUAUACACUAUCCCAGCUGAAAGGAAGUCUCAAAGUGAAGUAACAAACGGCACCAUCAAACACUGCCAUGACAACAGCCAUGCACAGGAGGAGAGAGAGCGCGAGAAAAAAGUUGCUAGGAAGCGACUCUACAUCGUCUCAGCUGUUUGUCUGGUCUUCAUGAUUGGUGAAAUCCUGGGGGGCUACUUUGCUGGGAGUCUGGCAGUAAUGACGGAUGCUGCCCACCUGCUAGUGGAUUUCAUGAGCUUCAUCAUCAGCCUGUGCUCACUGUGGCUAUCCUCCAGACCGGCUACUCACAAACUGAGCUAUGGCUGGCACCGCGCAGAGAUCCUAGGUGCUCUUCUCUCCGUGUGUACCAUCUGGUUGGUGACGGGCAUACUGGUGUACCUGGCAGUGGAGCGCUUGAUAAGUGAUGACUACACCAUCGAGGGCACACUAAUGCUCAUCACUUCAGGCUGCGCAGUGCUGGCGAACAUCAUCAUGGCGCUAACCUUACACCAAUCCGGGCAUGGGCACAGCCACGGCGGCCUGAGCUCGCACGGGCACAGCCAUGAGAAUGGAGAGAACCACAAAGCAGAGAAGGGCCACAGCCAUGCCCAUAGCCAUGCCCAUGGACAUGGCCCAGCGGGUCACCAGGACAUGGAGGAGGGACAGGGGGUGCCGAGGCGACCUCAGGCCAAUGCUAGUGUGAGAGCAGCCUUUGUGCACGUGGUGGGAGACCUGCUCCAGAGCAUCAGUGUGCUCGUCAGCGCCUUGAUCAUCUUCUUUAAGCCCGAGUACAAAAUGGCUGACCCCAUCUGCACAUUCCUGUUUUCUCUGUUUGUCCUUGGCACAACCUUCACUAUCAUGAGGGACAUCCUUCUGGUGCUCAUGGAAGGCACACCAGAAGGGGUGAAGCAUGGUGAGGUGAGGGAAGUUCUCCUGUCUGUGAAAGGGGUGAAGGCCGUCCACAAUCUUCACAUCUGGGCUCUGACCAUGAACCAGGCAGUGCUUUCAGCACACGUGGCCAUAGAUGAUGCUGUGGAUCCUCAGCCUGUUCUGAGGGAGAUCACUCAAGCGUUGUUCGACAUCUACAGCUUCCACUCAGUUACUAUCCAACUGGAGCCUCAAGCUGAACAGAAGCCUGACUGCACCUUGUGUGAGGAUCCGCAAAAAUAGGCUCCCCAAGGCCGUGGUCUUGUGACAACCUCUCAAGGUCACCCAAAGACGGAAAAGGAAAUUUGGGAGAACCAGGACCUUUUAUCCUAAUGUCUGUGUUUGUAGUUUUAAUCUAAACUUGAGUGCCUGGCCAACCUUUGGUGGACCUUGGACACCUUUGUGGUCUGUUUGUGUUUAUCAGGAAACUGGGCUGCAGUCACAAAACAAACAAACAAACAUCAGCUUGGCUCUUGAUUGGCACAUCCUUGGGGUUUAGAUAGACUGCCUUAGGGGCAAUAGCAAUUUAGUCAGAGGGGCAACAGUUUAUAGAGUAAAUAUCUGCACUCAGUAUGGUUUUGAUUCUUUAUCUCAGUUUUUUUUAUGGGAUUUAUUCAAUUGCUCUGUGCCAAACAUUCUGGUUCAAGUUGUAGAGCAGCUUUAAUGUAAUUCAAAACAAAAGGGUCUGUGAGCGAGAGUCAGAAUACUACAUUUUAUUUUUUACAUACGAAGAAUGACAAUCACUUCUCGCAUUUCUGUCAGGUCAGUUUUUCAUGAAAAAAAAAAACGAAAGAAAAAGAAGAAAUUAUGUGUGCUUUUCACUGUUAACCACUGUACUGUAGUGUAUGUCAUGACUAGUAAGACUGUAUUCAUUUGUACUUCCGUGAUCAUGUGUACUGUAGAACUGUGGUCAUGUGUGCUGUGGGAAUAAAAGGACCGCGGUCAUGUGUACUGUGUCCUUGCACCCCUUCA